GGGAGGAAGAGGAAGAAGGUCUUGCCUCCUUCACACGGAGUUUAACUUCUUUAAAACAACUUUAACUCACUUUUUAUUUCAUGUUAAAAUUAAACCUCCGCGAAUAUUUCCAGGCAGCGGUGAGCGCCAGGCAGCGAGGCCGGCGAAGGGACGCUAUUCCCGGGGAGAAAAACAGCGACAUGUCGGGGGGAUCCAGGCCGAGUGGAUGUGACUGAGAGGCGGGGAAAACCCUCCGAGACUCCCCGCUCCUGAGAGGAGGAUGGAGGGAGAGAAAGAGACGGCGGAGGAGAAGGAGGAGGAAGAAGAGGAGGAGGAGGAAGAGGAGGAAGAAGAUCUUCAUCAUAUCGCGGCAAUAUCCAUAGACCACCAGGAACUUCCCAUCAUGCACUGGGAGGAUUUGAGCCAGCGAAUAGCAGAGCUGGAGCAGCAGGAGAGGAGCGAGAGGUCAAAGAGGCCGGAGGAGGGCGAGUGGAGAGACGUUUGGGAGGAAGACGAGGAAGACUUAAGGAAGUGCCGCGUCGCUGUCGUGUCGUCACGAUUUCAGCACCACAAAAACCUGCAGCUGUGCUUCGUCAACAACAGCGACAGCGAGGAGGACGAGGAGAAAGAGGUUUCAAAGGGAGCGGGGCAGAAUGGAUGCCGAGGCGCCGGAUUGAAACAGGAAGUGGUGUCGGCUCUGAGGAGGCUGAGGGACGAGCUGCUGGCCAAUCAGAGAGAGGGAGGG
Molecule: messenger RNA, 724 nt
Organism: Notothenia coriiceps (black rockcod)
Lineage: Eukaryota; Metazoa; Chordata; Actinopteri; Perciformes; Nototheniidae
Product: ribosomal biogenesis protein LAS1L
Exons: 5
Source: RefSeq, a predicted model, not a curated record